CCUGAUGUCACGGCGCGGAAGGCAGAAGGGAGGCGUGACGGUGCCGGCUGGGCUCUCCGGACCAGGACGCGGCUCCGCAAAGGAGGAUCCGAGGUCCCGGAGGCGCCGGAGGGUCUGCGGGGAGGUGGCUGCUAUCGAUACAGGACAAGAAUGGGGCAGACACAGGACAAGGACUCAGGGCGAGAUUUAAAGGAGGACGAGGGCAACAGCGGGGAUGAGACGGAGCAGAAGCCCCAAGGAGGCGAGACGGAGGCAGCCGGCGCGAGCUGGGAUGAAGGGGAGCUCGGAGAUGUGAGGGUCUGCAGCCUGGCCGGAGACGGGAGAGGCGGAGCUCCUGGGAGAGACACCAGCCAAUGCCUGGGGAGGGACAUGCAUGGUGCUCCCCCCAAGGGUGGUAAAGCCACAGCAGACAGAGAGAACAGCCCAGACUCUGAAGCAGAACGUCGCUCUGACAGUAAAGAACACUCGGGAGAUUUUAUCAAAGACGAUUUUGUUAUCCUGGGAGGGGGAGAGACUAAACCCCCACCCAACAGAAAGGGCAAGAAGAGAGGGAGCAGGGAGGAAGGAAUGAACUCUGAGAAUGUGGGGAAUGAAGGUGGCGACUGGGUGACCGAUCCUGAAAUGGAGAAGGACCGAGACCUUCGGACGCUAGGAGAGGGCCAAGGCGGGGCUGCCUGCUCUGCUCUCGCUGUGCCAGCAGACAAUUCGCGGAGGGAGGAAAAUGCCCUUAACGGCGGUAAAGCUAGAGCCAAUCGAGGUACGCCGGUGUGUCCUUCCAAAGAUAACCCAGAGCCCUUGCAUCACCCACUGAGGCAAUCAAGAUCACAAGGUGGUGCCCAGGGGGGGGAGGAAGGCCACACGGGGGACCAUAAACAUUGUGCUGAUAAAUAUCCUCCUUUGCCUGCAGAAAGCCAGGGGUCUGGAGAGACAGCUUGGUCAGAAGAAACAGGUAAACAAGCAGAGAAAAAAUCAACACCAGACCACAUCAAAGCAGAUACAUCUGAUCAUCAUUCCCCCAGGGUGGACCCUUAUAUACGGGGCGACUUCUUAGAGGAGCAACCUCCUCUUCAGAUGGAGCCAGCUCAUGCAACCACAAACCCCUCAGACCUUAAGGUCAGCCGUGAAAAAGAGAAGCACAUCUGUGACCAAAGGGAUGGAGAAUAUAGUGAUACUGCUGGUGUUUUACCCAUCAUCCCUGAUCCUAAGAUAGUUGCGAUAACAAAGACAUUUUACAUAUUUUCCCCUGAAGUCAAGCACAAGGACUGUCCAUCAAAGAGCAACAUCAAAGGUGCAACUCCGAAACUACAACUUGGGAAAAGAGAUGUUGAUAAGCAAGGUGAGGAGAAGCUGACUGCAGGCAAAUGGCCAGCGAUGGAUGCAGAAAGAACAAACCAGUCUGAAGAAACCAAUCUGUCACUGAGAGAAGAUAAUGGUGUGGACACCCUAAACUUAUCUUCUGCAGGUGGAUCAAACCACAAACUCAGUACUUCAACAAAACAGAGAGACAACAAAUCAGAGGAGACUGGGGAUUUACUGGAGGACAAAAAGUGUCCUGCUGCUACCAGUUAUUUACCAGUCCGAGAGAAAGCAAAGCAAAGCAAGAAAGAAGACCCAAUGUCACUAGACACAAUUAAGGCAAGAGUCAAACAGGAAGGAACUUUGUUUGAAGAAAUUCCCAUUAAACACACUUCACUGGAAGGUGUCCCAGCUCCUUCAGACACCAAGAAGACCCCAGCUAUCCUCUUAGAUCCCAGAGUGCCAUUACAUGAUGACCCUCAUCUACAGAGAGUGGCUAGACCCAGAGCUGCCGGUGAGAACGCAAAGACCUCAAGUCAGCUUUCUCAGAACCAUGCCUCUCCAAACAGUGCCCUUCAAAAACGAGCAAAGUCAUCAACCUCUAAGCCCUGGCCGGUACAGGAAGAAGAUAAACUGUCCCAGAUGACAUCAAAUGUGAAAAUCAGCAGGGAAAAAGAGAAAUUGGAACAGCCGUGUCAGCGAGGAGAAGAGAAAAUCAGGGAUGAUGACACUGUCUCCAUCGCUCUUCAGCCACAAAUUAACACUGAGGGUAAGAAGGGGACUGUGACAUCACCAGAAGCAUGCAGCUUAGGCACUGCUGACGGAUGUUCAGUUGUUGUCCUUGAUGAAUUACAAACUGCUAGGAAGCCUGCUGCUAUGGCUGAGGAAAGGCCAGGUUCCAAAGGCAAACAGGGCCAGGCAAAACAUCUUCCUCAUAAGGAUGUGCAGAAGGACCAUCAAACGAAGAUGACAAACAGAGCAGAGAGCAGCAGGACAGCAAAGGGCAGCCAUGCGAAUGAGGCUGAGGUUCCAGGGAAAGCAUCAGCCCCCUCAGCACCAAAGCCAUGUAAACUGGCUUCAUCGGGUCCUCCAGCUUCUACAGAUGAGGAGUGUGAGGUUAAAAACAUGGCUCGGGGUUCCACAUGGCAAGAAGAACAUCAUCAUCUCAGUGAUGUGCUCCCUCCGCUCCCAGAGGUACCAAGCUUCCCAAAAGCUUGUGAACUGGAGACUUUAAGCAAAGUAGCGAAUAGAGAUGACACUUAUGCAAAACUUCCUGCUGAGGAUGCUGAAGAAACAGAUGUUGCUUCAGCUAUACCAGGACUCAAAACAACAACAGCUCCUUCAGCAGUGGGGAUCAUGUCUGGGAACUUAAAGAAACAGACCGAGGGAGGUGAUACAGUGCCUGAAAUCCAUCUUGCUAGACGAAAACAUUCUUCUGCAGCGGUAACGGAACCCGUGACCUGCCAGCUUACUUUUCUGUCUGGCCUCGAAAAAGACUCAAAACAACCAGCACUGAGAGGGGCAUUAUGUGGCGAUGAAAAGUCUGGUAUUCCUCUUGUCUCUCAACCACCAAAGAUGGAAACCGUCUCACAAAUAGAACCAAAUCAAUCUUGUGUAGGCUCCUCCCACCUGCCAGAAAACAAGAUGGACUCACCUGUUGCUUCCCUCAAAGAGCUGGUAGAGCCAUGCUCUAAUGCCAAUGCAGUCAAGCCCAUGACUGCUGUUUUAGGAAAUGACCCAUGUUCCGACGAGGAGACAGCAAAUCGCAAAGAGACAGAAAGAGAAGAGGCGGAGCAAACAUCAACACCAGUCGUAGAGGAGGUAAGGGCCAGCCAAUCAAACGAGGGCAGUGCUAUGUUAAGUGCUAAUUCCAUGGCUUUAUCACUAUCCACGACAGCACCAUCCAGGCCUCUGUCAGCAGGUCCUCCAGCACCACAAAGUCAUGAGAACAAACGGAAAACUGCACAGGUGACGACGAGAGAAGAGUCUGCUUAUAACACUGCUGUCACCACCCGCACAUCAAAGAUCUUCCUAGAAGGGAAUGAAACAAGGAUGGCAGAUAUUGAGCUCAGCUCAGAGGUCAUUUGGGAAAACGGCUCAAUGGAAGAAGGAGAUAAAACAAGCUCUGUCUCAAACCUACCAGAAAGUGAAGAUGCAAAUUCAGCAGUACCGACCACCACAGGGAAUGGGCCUGCAAGACUGUCAGAUGGGGGCAACCCCAAUUCUGAAAGCUAUGUUGACAUAAAGACUGGAGAUACAAAGGCCACAGCCGAAGGUCUUCUCUGUCGUACCACCGUGCAUAAGGGUGAUAUGCAAAGAGGACAGACAGGGCCAUCACAAAGGGAUGAGAGGCACAAAGAUGGCAUCUCUGGGUCUGAAAUUCACUCUGAAUCGGACACGGACAUGGCUGGGGCGUUCUCCUCGGGUAUCCCGUUUGAUCGAGUCUCACUGAAGAAGAGGGCUAAGGCCAAGGGUCCGCCACCACCUGUUCCAAAAAAGCCAAAAAUGCCUCACGGGGAUAUGCAAGCUUUGGAGGCGCAGAGGAUUCGGGGGCGUGGCCUGCAUUCGGACAGCGAGAGGGAUGCCGAGAGGACCAGGAAGCCCUAUGAGAUAGAAUCACCAGAAGAACCGAUGGAGGUGAGCCGCCUAAGACGGAAUGAUCUGGUGUUAAUGGGCAGCGCCGGGGAACACAGUGAGUAUUCCGUUACAAUCCCCUCAGACCACUUUAACCCUGAUGUAGAAGAUCCUGCAUCAUCCAGGCUUGGUUUUAAGGAGUAUGAGUAUAUAAAGAAUGGUCCACAGGUGACAUGGGAGAAAGAGCCAGACUAUCUCGCUUUUGCUGCCCGCUUGCCGGAGUCUAGCAGGGUGAGGAGAUCACGCGACAGGACGAGGGCAGAUGUCGCGGGAGCAGAUUACUGCAGGGGGGCUACUAUGGACUUAGUCUCCAUUCUGUCUGAAGCUGAGCUAGCAAAUGUUGCCCAUUUUGGGCCAGAAACAUACUCAGAAAAAAGACAAAGGACACAAUAUGAUGAGAGUCACACUGAUUUUGGGAGCCACAGCAAUGUGGAGGAAAGAGGACUAAGAGCAACUUUUGAUAGAGGCAAUCAGAUGACGGGACACCCACAGGAAACAGACAUUCCCCCUGAUGUAGAUUCAGUGGGGUAUGACAUCGCCUUCUUGCGGGAUUUGGGUUACCUGCCAGAAAGGAGGGUGAAGGGUCCCCCUCCGCCUGUCCCCAAAAAGCCCAAAUUACGUCUACCUCUAUCUGAAGUUGACCGCUACCUAGCCUUGCUUUUGGCUGACUCAGAGGCAGACCCGCAGUCUAUGGACCUGCACAGCUCGGAACCUGAUCUCGAGCUACAGGACACAGGGACCGAGAUGGAGCAGGUUUCCAGGCCCGACCCGAGGAGCCCGAGCCCCGCCCGGGCUGAGCCAAGCAGCCUGGCUGCCCCCAAAGCCCGCGUCCCGCGCGGUUCCAGGGACGUCUCUGGGCUCCUCAAGGAGACAGUUCAGAUACAAGAAAAGAGCAAGAGCUGGAUGAGGCUUGAAGAGGCGAGGAAGGGCGAGCAGACUGUGAAGGUGGAGCAGAUGAAGAACGCUUUUGACCCGCCAAAGAAGUCGACAGAAAAAGUUCCUGAGACGGCUUCCCCACCAAAGAAGGACAUGUUCAGGCGAGUCGUCCGGCAGAGCAAGUUCCGCCACGUCUUCGGCCAGGCGGUAAAGAACGACCAGUGCUACGACGACAUCCGCGUGUCACGCGUCACCUGGGACAGCUCCUUCUGCGCCGUCAACCCAAAGUUUGUGGCCAUCAUCAUCGAGGCCAGCGGGGGCGGCGCCUUCCUAGUCCUCCCACUGCACAAGACUGGUCGCAUCGACAAGUCCUACCCCACGGUGUGCGGGCACACGGGGCCCGUGCUGGACAUCGACUGGUGCCCGCACAAUGACCAGGUCAUCGCCAGCGGCUCCGAGGACUGCACAGUCAUGGUGUGGCAGAUCCCUGAAAACGGCCUGGCCAGUUCCCUGUCCGAGCCAGUGGUGGUGUUGGAGGGGCAUUCCAAGAGGGUUGGCAUUGUGACGUGGCACCCGACAGCCCGGAAUGUUUUGCUCAGCGCGGGUUGCGAUAACCUGAUCAUCAUCUGGAACGUCGGCACGGGCGAGGCGCUGAUUAACCUGGAGGACAUGCACCCCGACGUCAUCUUCAGCGUCUGUUGGAACCGCAACGGCAGCCUCAUCUGCACGGCCUGCAAGGACAAGAAGGUUCGCGUCAUCGACCCGCGCAAGGAGCAGAUUGUGGCGGAGAAGGACAAGGCACACGAAGGAGCCCGGCCCAUGAGAGCCAUCUUCCUGGCUGACGGGCAAGUCUUCACCACGGGCUUCAGCCGAAUGAGUGAACGCCAGCUGGCGCUGUGGAACCCCCGAAACAUGGACGAGCCCGUCACCGUGCACGAGAUGGACACCAGCAAUGGUGUCUUGCUUCCCUUCUACGACCCCGACACCAACAUGGUCUACCUGUGUGGGAAGGGGGACAGCAGCAUCCGGUACUUCGAGAUCACGGACGAAGCUCCCUUCGUCCACUACCUCAACACCUUCAGCACCAAGGAGCCCCAGCGGGGCAUGGGAUUUAUGCCCAAGAGAGGUCUUGACGUCAACAAGUGUGAAAUCGCCAGGUUUUACAAACUGCACGAGAGGAAGUGUGAGCCCAUCAUAAUGACCGUACCCAGGAAGUCGGACCUGUUCCAGGAUGAUUUGUACCCCGAUACGGCCGGACCAGACUGCGCCCUGGAGGCAGAGGAUUGGUUUGAGGGCAAGAACGGGGACCCGAUCCUCAUCUCCCUAAAGCAUGGCUACAUCCCUGGCAAGAACCGUGAUCUCAAGGUGGUCAAGAAGAAUGUUCUAGAGAACAAGCCGGCCAAGAAGACGGAGAACACGGCGCCUGCCCACAAGCCGGCGUCCUCCACCCCAUCUAUACAAAGCGAGGCCAAGCUGGAUGAGAUCCUGAAAGAAGUGAAAACCCUCAGGGACCUCAUCGGCAGUCAGGAGAAGAGAAUUGCCAAACUCGAGGAUCAGAUGUCCAAGAUUUCAAUCUAAGGACCCCACCCAGCCAGUACCCAACACUCUCUCUCUCCCUCCCUCUCUCUCUCUGUCUGUCUCUGUCUCUCCUCCAAUCCCAUCGCCUCCACCAUCAUUCAGGACAAUCCAUUGGCUGGGAAUGGCAGGGUGGGCGGGGCCUGUCACUGCCAGUCAUGACGACAGCAUUCGGCCUGAAGCCUACCCGGCCGGGAUCCAGGCAACAUUCCAAUAUGGACUUUUCCUUACCUUAAACCUUCCCCCCUCCCUCUCCAAAAAACAGGGGCGUGGAGAGUAAAACAAACUUGCAGUCUAUUGUCUACCUUUUAAUUGGGGGUGGGGUCAAAACAUCUGUUUUAAUAACUGGCAAUUUUUUUUUUUUUCCAUGGUCUUACUUUAUUAUUUUUUUUAAUUGUGACCAAGAACAUUCUGACGUGAACAAUUUGUACUUACUGUGGUAUACUCAGAUGUUAUAUACAUGCAAAAUACAGCUAUCAGUAUUGCAUUUUCCCUUAACGUUGCCAAAUUUGAAUGUUUUGUUUACAUUGCUCCCUUACAGUAUUUUGUUGGCUUUUUUCCUGCAUUCCAUGUGUUCUAUAAGGGACAAUGCAACGGAAUGGUAUAGAGUACAUCUAUGGAUUUCCUACUAUAAAGCUCACAAUGGGGAAAUAUUAGUUUUUUUUACUCAGCUUACUGGGGGGAACAAUGUUCUGUUGGAAAGUAAUUUUCUUUUUCCUUGUCCAUUUCUUCGAUUUUAACUGUAUGCUAUGGAGGCACCGUUAAAAUGGAUGGCCUGUCUGUAACAGUUUUGCCGUAAGCCUAUCCGCGCCACCCCCCCCCCCCCCCCCCCCCCACCUCGACGGCUCUGAGGUGUUGUCGGCAGCAGGGAGGUGCGCAGAUCUGUUGCCAGGGCGAUGACGUUUUCUCGGGGGACUUCUGUGAGCACGUGCAUCUAGUAAACAGCCUCCGGCCACCAUCUGUGCAUGCAAUAAAGAUUUUACUCGUGGAAAAACGAAGUGUUCUCCAUAAUAAAUCUGUUCAAAAUUCUACUACUAA
Molecule: messenger RNA, 7419 nt
Organism: Paramormyrops kingsleyae
Lineage: Eukaryota; Metazoa; Chordata; Actinopteri; Osteoglossiformes; Mormyridae
Product: coronin-1C-A
Biological process (GO): neural crest cell migration; actin filament organization
Molecular function (GO): actin filament binding
Source: RefSeq, a predicted model, not a curated record